AGAGACUCUCUGCUAGUCAUUUUGAUGUUUUCUUUGUCAGACGAUAGAUUUACUUGAUAGAGGCGUUGAAAUCACCGUUAUUUUCACCUGAAUUUCUGUUAUUAUUUCAUUGUUUGUUUAUUCUGUUUACCUGUGGACAACAAUUGCGAGAAACACACAAUAUUGUGCCAAUCUUCUAGAAAUAACAUAUUGAUACUGUCGUAAUAUUCUACAAAUCUUAUUAAAAUGUCUUUAUAUCCUUCCCUUGAAGAUAUGAAAACGGAUCAAAUGAUCCAAGCUCAAAUAAACACUGCUACUCGAGUUUCUGCCAAUUCAUCAUCAGCCGAAGGAGGUUAUCCUACUCUUUUACCAUUCGCUUCAUCACACCAGCCAACAUCUCCUUCAGCACCAUACCCUGUUGACUCUAGGCGAAUAGAGCAGAAUGAAUUACACAUGUACCCAGCUCUGGUUGAUCUUCACGAGUAUAUGGGCCUUAAUCUAUCUUCAGCCGAGCUUGCUCUAGUUGCUAGUCCAAACAAUACUGUGGCAAAUUUAUCUUCCCAAAGUUUGGUCUCAGUAUCGCCUGGAAGCGCUAAUAUGGUUGCUCCUCUUUCUGGUGAAUCCGUAGGCCUUAAACGAGCUGCUGUCACUCAUGGUCUUCGUCAACUCACUCUAUGUAAAGAUAAAAAUGGUAAAGUUGGACUUCGAGUCCGAACUUUAAAUAAGGGUGUUUUUGUUGUGUUAGUCAACGUUGGUUCCCCUGCAGCUCUUGCUGGACUCCGAUUCGGUGAUCAGAUCUUGCAAAUUAACGAUGAAAACGUUGCCGGAUAUUCUAUGGAGAAAGUUCAUGAUAUUAUCCGUAAAUCACCAGUGAAUGGAAUCAACAUUGUUGUUCGAGAUCGUCCAUUCGAGCGCACAAUAACUCUCCAUAAAGAUAGUAACGGUCACACUGGAUUUGCCUUCAAGGAUGGCAAAAUAACUCACAUAGUCAAAGACUCGUCAGCAGCUCGUAACGGUUUAUUAAUUGAACACCAUUUGUUGGAAGUUAAUGGACAAAAUGUCGUCGGUCUCAACGAUAAAGCCAUUCGACAAAUCAUCGAGGAAAACGAACGUGUUAUCACCCUAACCAUUAUGCCUUCAAUGAUUUUCGAUCACAUGGUUAAAAGCAUGGCUUCCGGUAUGCUUAAAAAAUUGAUGGAUCAUUCAAUUCCUGACUUUUAAUAAAAAACCCAUUGAAACAAACUGACAUUCAAGCAACAUUAUCUGACAUCUACAACUUUUCAACUAAUUGCAAUAGCCAUAUUCCGAUGUGUUUUAUUUUUCAGUUUAUUUUUCUCUUUCUGUAUUUUGACAUUUGUUUCUUUCCUUGAUUGCUUCAAUAAUGAAAAAUUACUUCCAGGUUUCAGUUUAACCUAAA
Molecule: messenger RNA, 1396 nt
Organism: Tetranychus urticae (two-spotted spider mite)
Lineage: Eukaryota; Metazoa; Arthropoda; Arachnida; Trombidiformes; Tetranychidae
Product: syntenin-1
Cellular component (GO): plasma membrane; cytoplasm
Molecular function (GO): protein binding
Source: RefSeq, a predicted model, not a curated record